AAAAAAACACGUGGAGUUUUGCCAUCUGGGGAUUUCCCUCACCUUGGUUUUGUCCAAAAAAUAAUUUCUUGGCAUGAAACUUGUCUUUUGUGCGUACAAAAUUUAUCGAAAUUUUUUUAAAAUAAUAAAACAAAAUAAUGGCUUUUAUUUUCCUUUUUUUUUUUUCAACAAUUUUUGUAUUAAUAUUUAUUUAAGGAUCUUCCUCCUUUUCAAUUAUCAGUCAAUCAUGUCUUCCAAUCAUUAUUAUGUGAAAAAAAUUAUUUAUUGCAAGACGUUAAUAAUAAUGAUCCCAAAACACUGAUCAAUCAAUUAAAUAAAUGAUUGUUGAUCAAUUUAAAACAAGUAGCAUCAAAUCGUACAUAUUAAAAUAAAAGCUGCGCAAGCUCCAAAUCAUCAUCUUGUCUCUUUGUGUUAUUUUUGGCGGUAUUGCCUCGGUUCUAUGCUUUAAAUAGGAGUGUGUUUUCUUUGAGAAGGCAGUUUGUAACACGAUUUCUACAUGCUGGAACAUCGUACUCUUUUUGAAGUAUCUUAUGCACGGUUAACAUUGUUUCGAUCAAACGAAGUGCGUAUUUUUUUUCACAAUGGAUGCCAACCGAGUGCAUAUCCAAUCCUCUACAAAGAGAACUUGCUGAUUCGAUAAUUCGAAUGCAGUCGUUGGAUGAAAUAAGAAUAUUAUUGGCUUGUGGAGCUAAACCAAAUGAUGCUGUUACACAGGGACUUAGACCACUUCACUAUGCAAUAUGGCAAAAAUAUACUGAUGCAGCACAAUUACUUAUUGUACGUGGUGCUGAUAUUGAUGCAACUGAUGAAUGUGGUUAUUCAGCACUACAUCUUGCUGCUGAACAUGGAUAUCAUGAUCUUGUUAAAUUAUUAAUAAAAGCUGGUGCUAAAGUUGAUCAUCGUGAAGAUACAAAUGAACUUUUUCCAAGAACAAUGUUAUGCGAGGAGCCAUUACGUCUUGCCUUGAGAAAUCGUCACAUUGAAGUUGCUAAAACACUACUGGAAGCUGGCGCAAAUCCAAAUAAACGUUAUUUUUUUGGUUCGGAAAUUAAUUUAAUAUCACCAUUGGAUCUUGAUUGUAUGGAACUUUUAUUAUCAUUUGGAGCACAUCCAAAUACACGUGAUCGUGCUGGUUUAACACCACUAAUGAAAGCUGCACGUUUACCACAAGGUAUUGCUGCUGUAUUAUUGCUGCUAAGUUUUGGUGCUGAUGUUAAUGCAAUGGCUGAUCCAAGACAUGAUUUUAGAACAGUUUUACACUAUGCAAUAUUAGGUGGUGAUCCAACAGUUAUUAAUUUAUUAUUGAAACAAGGUGCUUCAUUGGAUCUUGGCUCAGAUUAUCAAAAACCAACAGCAUUGGAUCUUGCUAUUCUCAAGGGUGAUCUUUCAAUUGUUGAAAUGUUACUUGAAGCUGGUGCAAAUGUCAAUGCAACAUCACCAAUAAUUGGCUCACCUUUACAUGUUGCAUGUGCUGAUAAUAUACCAAAUCGUUUUGGUAUAUUAUGUAUGCUACUUGAACGUGGAGCUGAUCCAAAUCUUGUUAUACGAAGUGAUGAAGGUCCAGCAUUACGUCCAGUACUUGCUGAAUAUGUUGCAUCAAAUGAAAAUCCAUCAAUUGAAGUUAUACAAUUAUUAUGUAGUUAUGGUGCACGUGUUGUUAUUAAAACACAAUUUCGUGAUCCACAUGGUAUAUUAAAUUCACUACAAAAUACAGCAAAUAAACCAAGAUUAUUAAGAGCACUUCUUGAAGCUGCUGAAAGUUUUGAUCCAUGUAUGAUUAAAAGAUCAAGUAGUUUAACUGAUGCACAAAGAGUACUUAUUAUGGAAGCUGCUAAAACACCAUUACCAUUAACACAUCAAGCAAGAUUAAUUGUUAGAAAAUUAUGUGGUAAUAAAUUACCUAAAAUUGUAUGUAGAUUACAAGUACCACGAACGUUACAUCGUUAUUUACUUUAUGACUGUAACUAACGAUAUUGUUUAUCAUUUUAAAAAAUAACAACAACAACAUCUUAUCAUCAUGAUAACUUAUUGUUAUCACUUUUUGAUUGUGAUAAAAUUCGACUCGACAUUAUUAUUAUUUUUCUAAAUAUUUUUUAGUCUUUUUAUUUCAAUUAUUGCUAUCAUUAGACUGAUGCUAUAAAUCAUUUUACAUUAAUUGCUAUUAUAUAUAAUUUGAAAAUAAUAUUUUAAGGUAAAAUUUCGAUAAAAAAGAAAAAAAAAAAAAAACCAAACAAGUCUGAGGAAUAAUCAAGUAUUAACGUACCUUUAAAAAGAGAAAAAAAAAAUAUAAAAAAGAAAAGUGUGACCUCACUAUAUUUGACUUGUUUCAAGUUUGCUGUUAUAUCUGAUAUUUAAUUUUUUACCUUUGUAUAAUAAUUAAGGAUUAACGGAUUUAAAUAAAAUGACGAUAAUAUAUUUGUGUCAA
Molecule: messenger RNA, 2425 nt
Organism: Aphidius gifuensis
Lineage: Eukaryota; Metazoa; Arthropoda; Insecta; Hymenoptera; Braconidae
Product: ankyrin repeat domain-containing protein 29-like
Exons: 6
Coding region: 586-1968 (460 amino acids)
Cellular component (GO): cytoplasm
Molecular function (GO): protein binding
Source: RefSeq, a predicted model, not a curated record